Adineta steineri is the source of this 1344-nucleotide messenger RNA. The record is from the annotation of a GenBank genome assembly. Lineage: Eukaryota; Metazoa; Rotifera; Eurotatoria; Adinetida; Adinetidae.
AUGAAAUAUAUUUUCAUUCUUUUUUUAUUAUUUUCAAUUGAUCAAUGUUCAUCUACUACUACUACGAAUGAAUUUAUUAUUCUUAUAAUAAGUGAACCUCAUAUCUAUAUUCUAAGUCAAGCUCAUAAUGCAUCAACAUUUAUUCCAGCUCAUAUCCCACUUCUUUAUACACAUUCAUAUGCAUCAUCAAUACCAAAUUGGUAUUCAAUAUAUCCAAUAUUUUCAUCAAUUAUUGAUCAAUAUUCUCAAUUAAAAUGGUUAUUUAUAUGUGAACCUCAAACACGUUUUAAUCUAACUAAAUUAAUUGAAUUUAGUCAAAAAACAAAAGAUUUAUAUAUCGGUCAUGGUUUAUAUGAUACUGAACCGAGUAUAAUUCAUCAUUAUUCAUUUUCAUUCGAUAAUCCCUAUCCAGAUUUUUCAUCGGGUACUUUAAUAUCACGCAAUGUUUUGUCGUUAUUUAUUGAUCGUUUUCAAUCCUAUACAAAACCAAUUGAUUUUAUUAUUGAUAUCAAAUAUGAAUUAAAUCAAUUAAUAAAUGAAUUAACUAAUACAAAACUAACUGAUAAAUCGAAACUUUUUUGUAAUGAAUAUAAAAAGAAUUGUUUAACAUGGUACGAGGGACAAUAUGAUUAUUUAUGUGAAAGAAAAGAUAUUCAAUUAGAUGAUUUAUAUUUUGGAAUAAAAACUUAUGUCAAAUAUCAUAAAACUCGUAUUGAUCUAUUGAAAAAAACUUGGUUAAAUAAUAAACUUCAUUAUAAUUUAUUUACAAAUGAAAUCAAUGAAACAGCUGAUAAUAAAAAUGAACGAUUUAUAAUAACAAAAGAAAAUACGGAUCGUGGUCAUUGUCAUAAAACAUUUACAAUACUAAAUUAUUUUCAUAAAAAUAAAGAAAAUUUUCAAUUUUUAAUUAUUGCUGAUGAUGAUACACUUUUAUCUGUAAAAAGACUUCUUGAACUUAUUCGAUGUUUCAUGCUUUCAAAUGAUAUACCCAUGGUACUUGGUGAACGAUAUGGUUAUGGAAAUUAUUAUGAUUAUCCAACUGGUGGUUCAGGUAUGAUAUUUAAUCGACAAGCUGUACAACAAAUUUUAUCGAACUGUGAAUGUCCAACACCUGAUACACCGGAUGAUAUGUUUUUAGGUUUAUGUUUAAAACGUUUGAAUAUACAAUUAACACAUAUAAGAGAAUUACAUCAAGCUCAACCAAAUGCUUAUUCAAAAGAGUGGCUUCAACAUCAAAAACCUAUUAGUUUUCAUAAAUUUGAAGAUAUAAAUGUUGAAGAAAUUUAUCAAACUUAUUUAUAUGAAAAAUUCUCACAAUCUCAUCAUGAAAAGGAUGAAUUUUAA